Ilex paraguariensis (yerba mate) is the source of this 2629-nucleotide messenger RNA. The record is from the annotation of a GenBank genome assembly. NCBI's taxonomy places the organism in Eukaryota, Viridiplantae, Streptophyta, Magnoliopsida, Aquifoliales, Aquifoliaceae.
CACAGGGAAAGAGACGGUCGAACCUUCAGAAAUAGGUUCGAGUGAGAGACAGAGAAAGAGGGAGAGAGAAAGAAAAUAUUUUAUGCAUACGUAGUUGCGUGAUUGCAAUCAUCACAUCUUCCUCCAUUACCAGCUUCGCCAAAGAUUUUUCUUCAGAAAAUCUGAAAAUAUUACCAUAAUCUUGCAGAUAUAGAAAUAGAUUUUACUCAUAUGCAUCAAUUCACAAAUAGGAAACCAAUGGAAUAGCUUUGCCGAUUGCGAUCCAUCUUUUAUUUUAGGGUUUCAUUCAGACCCACAUGCAUUUGGAUGAUUUCACUUGGGGGCGACCUCUCUUGUUCUAAAUCUUAGGGCCAAGUCUCUUCCUUCUGCAAAUGGCUAUGAUGUCAGGACUGGAGGCUUAUGAUGAAAUAAGAGAAAGGAGAUCAGACUUUGAGAACUCUGAAGACGAGAGACGGCGAUCAAAGAUUGGGGUUCUAAGAAAGAAGGCAAUAAAUGCUUCAAAUAAGUUCACUCAUUCUCUCAAAAAAAGAGGGAAAAGGAAAAUUGAUUACAGGAUUCCUCCAGUUUCCAUAGAGGAUGUGCGUGAUGCCAGAGAGGAGAGUGCUGUCUAUGAUCUGCGACAAAAACUCCUUGACAGGGAUUUGUUGCCAGCUAGACAUGAUGACUAUCAUACUUUGUUGAGAUUCUUGAAAGCAAGAGAUUUUAAUAUUGACAAAACCAUCCAGAUGUGGGAAGAAAUGCUUAACUGGAGGAAAGAGUAUGGAACAGACACCAUAUUGGAGGAUUUUGAAUUUGAAGAGCUGGAAGAAGUCCUGCAGUACUACCCUCAAGGAUACCAUGGAGUUGAUAUGGAAGGCAGGCCCAUAUAUAUUGAAAGGCUUGGCAAAGCUCAUCCAAGCAAAUUAAUGGGCAUCACCACAAUCAAUCGCUACUUAAAAUACCAUGCUCAAGAGUUUGAGAGGGCUCUACAUGAAAAAUUCCCUGCGUGUUCCAUUGCAGCAAAGAGAAAGAUUUAUUCAACAACAACAAUUUUGGAUGUGCAAGGCCUGGGUGUCAAGAAUUUCACGAAGACAGCUGCUAACCUCCUGGCAAACAUGACAAAAAUUGAUAACAGUUAUUACCCCGAGACUCUACAUCGAAUGUUCAUAGUUAAUGCUGGUCCUGGCUUCAAGAAGAUGCUUUGGCCUGCUGCUCAGAAAUUUCUUGAUGCAAAAACUAUUGCAAAAAUACAGGUGCUGGAUUCUAAAUCCUUGGGCAAACUACUUGAAGCCAUUGACCCAGGUCAGUUGCCUGACUUCUUGGGUGGCUUGUGCACGUGUUCUGCUGAAGGAGGGUGCCUUAGGUCUAAUAUGGGUCCGUGGAAUGUUCCGGCAAUAAUGAAGCUUGUAUAUCACGCAGAGGCGACAUUUGUGAGGCAAAUCACCGGUGUAUCUAGUGACCUACAGAAAAUUGAUUCUUACAUUCACAUAUGCCCGUUGAAGGGAACAAGCUGUGCUACGUCUACUUUGGAGUCGGGAUCACAUGUUGCUAAUUCUUGUCCUCCAACUAUACGAAGUAGCCCUAAGUUUCCACGCUUGGUCUCAGGUCAUGAAGAAGCCAAGGCAUCUGAGCCAACUGUCUACUACAGUUGUGAUGAUCAUUUUAAUGAGGCUGACAGAGCUACUGAUACUGACCAAGGAUUCAGAUAUUCUCAGGAUCAAUCCCCUAAAAGUGACAACGUUGAGAAUUCAUCUGUUGACUCAACACCGAAUUCUGAAGGCACUCAGGUGAUCCAUUGGUUUGGCACCAUCCAUGAAAAGAUUGUAAAGAGAAGUUUCCGGUAUAUGGCAAGAACAUCGAUAUCAGUUGUUGUCAAACUCCAUGCAUUGCUUCGUAGAAUACCCUCUGAGUCCUGGAGAAGGCACACCAACAUAUGUCCAUCUAAUGCCAUAGAAGACGAAACAAAUGGUCAUUCACCAGUUCCUCCAGAAACUGUCAGCAAAGAAGAUCGUGUCCUUCCAUGUGUACAGCGUCUUCAGAAAUUGGAAAAAUUAAUGGAAGAACUUAACAAGAAGCCUGCUGAAAUUCCUUUGGAGAAGGAGGAGAUGCUUCAGCAGUCUCUGGACAGGAUCAAGUCUGUGGAGUUUGACCUUGAGAAAACAAAGAGAGUAUUGCACGCAGCAGUAGUGAAGCAACUAGAGAUUGGAGAGUUGCUGGAGAAUUUGCAGGAGUCCAAAUUUCGACACCGAAGGUUACUGUGUUGAAUUCUGGAAGUCGAUAUUGGAGCAAGCUUUGCAUCAAGAACCGACUGGUAUAGCAAGAAGUCAGUUUGAAUGGUGUAUGCCUUCUUGGGACAUGGUCAGGCAAGUACACAAACAGAUAAACAGGAAGCGGACGUUUUCUUUUCUUUUUUCCUUUUUUUCCCCUGGUUAUAACUUAUUUCCCCAACUUACAAACAGUAACUGACAGAACCUAGAGCUACAUCCCUGAGGGUUGUUUCUCUGUCCCCUACUCAUAUAUUGAAACAGUGUAGACAAAGAAAAGCUUAAUGCAAUGUUUUACAGUAGUGCGCAGUAUCUUUUUGUUUCCUCUCCUGUUAUUGAAAUACCUUGUAGCAUUCUUUACACUUGGCAUUUGCAGACCAUAAGCC